AUGCUGCUGUCGCUGGUGCUGCACAUGUACUCGCUGCGCUCCGUGCUGCCGGCCGCCGUGAUGCUGGGCUCGGCGCCCACCUACCUGCUGGCCUGGGGCGCCUGGCGCCUGCUGUCCGCCUGCCUGCCCGCCCGCUUCUACCAGGCGGUGGACGACCGGCUCUACUGCGUCUACCAGAGCAUGGUGCUCUUCUUCUUCGAGAACUACACCGGCGUGCAGAUAUUCCUAUAUGGAGAUUUGCCAAAACACAAAGAAAAUAUAAUAUAUUUAGCAAAUCAUCAAUGCACAGUGGACUGGAUCGUGGCGGACAUCCUGGCCAUCCGGCAGGGCGCCCUGGGGCACGUGCGCUACGUGUUAAAAGACGGCCUCAAGUGGCUCCCUUUGUACGGCUGUUACUUCUCUCAGCACGGGGGCAUCUACGUCAAGAGGAGUUCGAGCUUCAAGGAGACGGAGAUGCGCCGGAAGCUGCUGAGCUACGUGAGCGCCGGGACCCCGAUGUACCUUGUGAUUUUUCCAGAAGGGACGAGGUACAACCCCGAGCUAACAAAGGUCAUUUCAGACAGUCAGAUGUUCGCUGCUCAGGAAGGCCUGCCCGUGUUGAAGCAUGUGCUCACGCCGCGAGUGAAGGCCACACACAUUGCCUUUGAUUCCAUGAAGAACUACUUGGAUGCCAUCUACGACGUCACCGUGGCCUUCGAAGGGACUGUGGACGACAAGGGGCAGCGGAAAGAGGCGCCAUCCAUGUUCGAAUUUCUCUGCAAAGAUUGUCCAAAAAUCCACAUUCACGUUGCUCGCAUAGAUAAGAAGGACGUCCCAGAGGAGCGCUCACUCAUGAGGACGUGGCUUCACGAACGAUUCGAGAUCAAGGACAGGUUGCUGAUCGAAUUCUAUGACUCGCCGGAUCCGGACAGAAGGAACAGGUUUCCUGGGGAAAGUGUCAGUUCUAAACUUAGCCUCAGGAAGACACUGCCGUCGCUGCUGGUCAUGAGCGGCCUGACCGCGGGCAUGCUGGCCACCCAGGCCGGGAGGAAGCUGUACGUGAAGACGUGGCUCUACGGCACCCUGCUCGGCUGCUUGUGGGUCAGUAUCAAAGCGUAG
Molecule: messenger RNA, 1098 nt
Organism: Pipistrellus nathusii (Nathusius's pipistrelle)
Lineage: Eukaryota; Metazoa; Chordata; Mammalia; Chiroptera; Vespertilionidae
Source: the annotation of a GenBank genome assembly